Ornithorhynchus anatinus (platypus) is the source of this 1097-nucleotide messenger RNA. It is a transcript of the gene TM2D1, whose product is annotated as TM2 domain containing 1. The transcript has 8 exons. The record is from RefSeq and is a predicted model, not a curated record. NCBI's taxonomy places the organism in Eukaryota, Metazoa, Chordata, Mammalia, Monotremata, Ornithorhynchidae. Bases 1 to 744 code for a protein of 247 amino acids.
AUGACGAGGAAAUACUUCUCUGAUGCGGAGUGGCUGAAACCCACCCGCCGGCCAGAAAAACGCAGGUGGGUUUUUAAUAUUGUAUCGGCAGAUCCCGGGCAAGAAAAAAAGAGUGUCGGGACGGCUCGUGACGCCGGGCGUCUCGCCGCCCCGCUGCACGUCCCCCGAUCGGUGGAGAUGAUCGCCGAAAUCCAGGGAAGCUACCAAGUCCUCCCCCUCCUCCUCCCCGCCGCCGCCGCCGCCGCCCCCGACACCCCCAACUGCCAGGACCUGAAGGCGGGACAGUAUAUCUGUAAAGAUCCCAGAAUCAACGAAGACACCCAAGAACCGGCGAACUGCACAAAUUACACGGCUCACGUCCCCUGCCUCCCGGCGCCCAACGUCACGUGCAGGGACUUCAGCGGCAACGAGACGCUCUUCACCGGGAACGAAGUGGGAUUCCACAAGGCCAUCCCCUGCCGAAACGUAAACGGUUAUUCGUACAAAGUGGCCGUGGCCCUGUCCCUGUUUCUCGGAUGGUUGGGAGCGGAUAGAUUCUACCUCGGCUACCCUGCCCUGGGUUUGCUAAAGUUCUGCACUGUGGGAUUCUGUGGAAUUGGAAGCUUAAUUGAUUUCAUUCUCAUUUCAAUGCAGAUCGUCGGGCCGUCGGACGGCACGAGUUACAUCAUAGAUUAUUACGGCGCGAGACUCACAAGGCUGAGUAUAACAAAUGAGACGUUCAGGAAGACGCAGAUCUACCCCUGAGGGAUUCAGAACGGUCAAACGGUUUCGGGCCUUCCUCGUUGCAGUCGAGAGCUCCCGGAAUAGAAAAUCCCCUCCCGCUGUGGUGUCCUACUUGCCUGCCCACACCCCGCUGUGAAUUUCGGUGGCAUCAUCCUUAUUAUUAUUAAUUUUUUUUAUAUAAGGGAAAAUAUAUUCUGGGAUUCUAGCCGCGAGACUUUCCGUGAGCCUCCCCUCGGCCCUCUGAGGCCAAGGAGGAGUCCGUCUCCGUGAGAUGUGACUCUCCAGCCCUCUUGUCUUGCAAAUCCUCUCCCUGGGGCACUUGUCCUCCUCCCCUCUCCUCCCGGCCACUUACAAUAAAAACAAGAGAACGACUA